UCAUACGCGCACACUCACAGAGACAGCAGCUCGUGUCAGGUGCUAUGGAUGAGCAUCUCACCCACACCUGCGUUUACUAAACAAAAACACUUUAUUUAAAAAAAAAACAUUUUUACGAGAAGACUUGAGCGCAUCUCCUCUGUUAUGGACCGACUGGAUGAAUGGGGCUUCACGACCAGGAGCAUGAAGCUGGAGGAGGAUUUCUACUUCGACUACGGAGCGGAGGAAAUAACAGAUUAUCAGGACCCCAGUGAACUUGUGGUGGCUCUGAAACAAAAGGAGGAAGAGGUUAUUUUGGCAGCUCAGCUGGGAAACGCUCUGCUCCUGGAAAACCGAGAGCUGAAAGAGCAGAGCGAGAAACUCCACGGGCAGUACGCAGACAAGCUGGAGGGGCUGGAGCAGGGUCGGCAUGAGCUGCGGUUGAAGCUGGAGGGCUGCCAGUCCCAGUGGGAGAGCCAGGUGGGGGACCUGGAGAGGGAUGUGAGGGAGCUGAGCGCCCAGGUGGAGCGGCUCACCCUGGCGCUCAGCGAGGCCGAGAAGGACAAGAGUCGGGCCCAGCUGGAGCACAGCGAGCACGCCCAGCGGCUCAGGGAGGAGCUCAACACAGCGAUGGAGGUGGAGCGGGCCGUGUCCAGCGAGCUGCAGGCUCUAAAACACGAGCUCCAGCAGAAGGGAAGCCACAACAGGCCACAGGAUGAGGAGCUGAUCAGUGCCAUGAGGGAGCAGGUGUUGCGUCUCACCCAGAAGGAGCAGGGGCUGGAGGAGCGUUUGAAGAGCGUUUGUCAAGAAAACUCUGAGCUGAGGACGAGUUUGGCCUCUUUACACUCACGUCUGGCUCUGCACGACCAACUCAACCAGCAGCACAGCCAGCAGCUCGCAGAGGCGUGGCAGGAGGUGGAGGUAGCCCGGGGUCGCUCCCAGCAGCUGCAGGCCCAGGUGGACGAGCUUCAGGAGGAGGUGUCCCUGCAGGAAGCCAGGAGCCAUGGAGACGCCUCCCUGCUGUCUGAGCUGGAGAGCAGCCUGGAGACGGCAGGGCUGGGAGUCAGCAAAGAGGAGAUAACACAAGAAAUGGGGUCCAUCCUUCAGUUACUACUUCCACUGACCCAGGAUCCGAGCUGCAAAGCGGGGUCAGAUUUCCCGGAUCAACGGGAUGACUUGCAGGCGGUGCUGCUCCGGCUGAAGGGAGUGGCCCAGACCCUGGCGCAGGGAUCCAGCCCUCAGGAGCUGAAUCUGGCUUUUGUCGACAGGACCGGUGAUCAGUGUGGGAAUAGGAGUGAGGCACAGGAGCUGAGGGAUCAGAAUGUCCAGCUGCAGCAGGAAAACACUGAGCUGAGACAGAAGCUGCAGAACGUCCAAGAACAAGGUGAAGUUGUUCAACAGGCCAUCAGAGACCGAGAUGAAGCCAUAGCCAAGAAAAACCUGAUGGAGGUGGAGUUGGUGCGAAGUAAAAACGACAUGAUGUCUCUGAACAACCAGUUAUUAGAAGCCAUUCAACGUAAACUUGAACUGUCCCAGGAGCUGGAGGCCUGGCAGGAUGACAUCCAGAUCAUCAUCAACCAGCAGCUGAGGUCCCAGCAGCAGUCGGAGCAGACUCAGAAGAAACCUGCCUCCAACAGCACGUCAUUUUUCCGCAGGCCCAGCAAGGUGGCCUCCACCUGGACCCUCCAGCCCACCUCGUCCUCAUCCUCAACCUGGAGUUCAGACAUUAAUCCAGACAAACCCCAGUCCCCCUGGAGGGACUGGUUAAGACGUGGGAAAGGAGCGCAGUAUGGCAAAUAAAGGACGCUGAGUAUCAGAGGACAGAGGGACGUCAUAACUGAACUGAUUAUGUUUGGUGCUAAAGAGCCAUAAAGACACUUUGGAUUCAGUGAUGAACAACAUAGCCACACUGGACUUUUCAAACAGACACCGACUGAAAGACAUUUUACUGAGAGGCUGAGCCUUCAUUAAACCUAAAAUGUGACAACCUGCAGCACUGUCAUGUUCACAGAAUCACGCUCAAACGUUUGCUUGAGACUGUAAAUAUUGUGCCUUAUUUUGUAUUAAUGUGAAUGUCAUUCUGUCUGAGACUUUAUAUCAUAUACUGUGCAUACUACUGUAGAUAUAGACAAGUAGAGAGUAUUUGUUUGGAUUAUUUAAUGUAACAGAACAAAGAAAAAAUGUAAUGUCAGGAAAGAAAUAUAAAGAUUUCAUUUGUUAAAAAGAGUUUAAUUUGUUUAAGAAACACUAUGUUUACUGACAAAGCUGUUUUUCUAUAAUUUUGUUCCUUUUUUGUUUUCAAUAUAAAACAAAUAUGUUUCUGAAUAAUCUGAAUAAUGGUGAAGCAUUUGUGUGUGUGUGUGUGUGUAGCAGACACACAUACUGUAUGUGUAUGUACUGUGACUCAGUGUUCACUAUCAAAGCUGCUUAGUUCAAACUGUGUUGUGUCCUAAAUUGUGUGACUGAAAACUUCUGGAAUGAUUUGCCAGAACAUUUCAUAAAGAACAAAUAAUCCUGUCA
Limanda limanda (common dab) is the source of this 2499-nucleotide messenger RNA. RefSeq names its product BICD family-like cargo adapter 1. The transcript has 10 exons. Gene Ontology annotation, biological process: vesicle transport along microtubule; Golgi to secretory granule transport. The coding region runs from base 145 to 1779 and encodes 544 amino acids. The record is from RefSeq and is a predicted model, not a curated record. NCBI's taxonomy places the organism in Eukaryota, Metazoa, Chordata, Actinopteri, Pleuronectiformes, Pleuronectidae.